Paralichthys olivaceus (Japanese flounder) is the source of this 1376-nucleotide messenger RNA. It is a transcript of the gene rasd4, whose product is annotated as rasd family member 4. Gene Ontology annotation, molecular function: GTPase activity; GTP binding. Lineage: Eukaryota; Metazoa; Chordata; Actinopteri; Pleuronectiformes; Paralichthyidae. The record is from RefSeq and is a predicted model, not a curated record.
UCCAGCUCCUUCACAGACGAGGAUCCACUGGAGGAGAAAACAACAUAAACACAAGAAGAGAUUCUCUCACAUCUGGAAGAAAAACGCAGCAGACAACCACCAUGUCGCUGGAAGUGAAGGAGAAGACAGAGGUGCGUCUGGUGUUUCUGGGAGCAGCUGGUGUGGGGAAGACAUCCAUCAUCCAGCGCUUCCUCAAAGACACCUUUGAACCCAAGCACCGGCGCACGGUGGAGGAGCUCCACAGGAAGGAGUAUGAGGUUCAGGGCAUGAAGGUCACCAUCAACAUCAUGGACACCAGUGGCAGCUACUCCUUCCCGGCCAUGAGGAAGCUGUCCAUCCAGAACAGCGACGCCUUCGCCCUGGUCUACGCCGUGGACGACCCAGAGUCCCUGGUGGCCGUGAAGAGUCUGCGAGAGGAGAUCUUGGAGGUCAAAGAGGACAAGUACACGCCUAUUGUGGUAAUAGGCAACAAGAUCGACCGCCAAGGUGACCGACAGGUGUCCAGCAAGGACGUGCUGUCCACCGUGGAGCUGGACUGGAACCACAGCUUUCUGGAGUCCUCAGCCAAAGACAACAUCAACGUGCUGGAGGCGUUCAAGGAGCUGCUGCUGCAGGCCAACCUGCCCAGCUGGCUCAGCCCGGCGCUGUGCCGGAGACGGGAAACCUUCCCCAAGGAGAGCAACAAGCGACCUCCUAUAAACAAGACCAACAGCUGCAUCAUCUCGUAGUGAUGGAGCAACCGCACAGAAAGAGACUGAGAGGAAAGAGCUUUGUCGACGGGGAGCUGACUGCACAGACACAAACAGUGUUAGUUAAAUGUUUUAAAGACUCUGAGUUAAAGAACUAUGCUCCCUCAUCAGCAUUGGACCCACAGAUCUUCUGAAGAGGACGAACACGAGAUGAUGAAAACAGAUUUCAACGCAAAGACCUGCCGGAACGUGGCUGAACUGCUGGAGCAGUGACAAAAAAUGAAAGUGCACAGACAUGACUGAGUGUGAAUGAGGCAGUGAUAAAUGGUGACGGUGUAGAAGCAGCGUUAUGUAUCAUACUUUUUUUUCUCCACACAAAUCUCUGUAAAUAUGAUGUUUCGUCUGCGGGUUUUGUGUUGCUGGUGUUCUGUUCUUGUUUUUUAAAAAGCACAAUAACUGUGAAGUCUUGGGUAUAUAAGCAGAAGUGAGUUUGUGUCCUCGUACGAUGACGUUUUAUGAAACAAGUGAACAACAGAAGCUGUUUAUAGUUUUUAAUAUAUCAAACAUUAUGCUGUGAAAUGUGUAGAUUGUUCAGCUGUAUUGAAAUGCUGCUUAGCGUAGCCUCACUACGCACGUGUAUACUGUUUAUUUACUGAUGUUUCACACUGUGUAUGUUUGAAUUAUAAA